CGGGGUAGAUCUCUUCUACAUACGACUCAAUAUGGCAACAAGCCGUCUAUCAUAUCUAUAGACAAUGGCAGUUAUAUUGGUCACUUCUCGCCCUCUUAGAACGGGCUUCCUCUGACUCUAUCAGAACUAGACUACGAAUGAAAGCUUAGGUUCGGCGUCAUGGAUCCCCUUAUUAGAAUUGCCAUCAUUGGUGGCGGCGUAGCAGGCGCUUCCCUAAUCCAUGCCCUCGUCAAGUUUUCCCACCUGGAUGUACACAUAUUCGAGUCCGCCGCUGAAUUCAAAGAAGCCGGCAUGGCUUUCGGUAUCGCCCGAAACGCGCAAGCUGCCCUCCAACUCAUCGGCCCGGAAGCUGCGCAAUGUCUCGAACGAGCCGGAGCCGUACCAAUGAGGGGCGUUCGAAUCAUGUUAGCUCAAGGAGAAUGGGCAGGGAGCAUAGCUGAUGAAAUUGAUGAGGCGGCUCAAGGAAAGCGUCUCACGAGCAUCGUUCAUCGUGCCAACUUUCUGCAAGAGCUACUCGCUGGUAUCCCCCAGGAUCAAAUGCAUGCCUCUAAGAAGCUCCAGAAAAUCGAUCAAAACGGUCCUAUUACACUCUACUUCGUUGACGGGACCACGCACGAAUGCGAUAUCUUGAUCGGUGCUGAUGGCAUCCACAGCACUGUUCGAAAACUCGUCCUUGGCGAGAACGAUCCGGCAGCCUAUCCACAAAAUAGUGGUGCUUGGUGUAUUAUGAUGCUCGAACCAUUCGACAAGGCCCAAGCUAUCUUAGGCAAAGAGCUCGUGGAUAUCGAGAAUGCUCGCGAAUAUGGAUGGGUUGGCCCCAACGCCUUUUUAAUGCAUAACAUAUUAAGCGACGGUCAGAUAGUGCAAUUUGUUAUAACUUCUAACGAUAGAGAAGUCGAGCCUGGGUCAUGGCAGCGCAAGGCGGGUGCCGACGAAAUCAAGAAGAUAUAUCAAGAUUUUCCACCUCUGCUUAACAAGGCUGUAAUCGAGAUACUUUGUAAUCAACCCGAACACAACGCCUUCUAUCUUUGGGAUCACCCAAAAGCUCACACUUAUGUUUCCGGACCCAUCUGUGUCACUGGCGACGCGGCUCACUCGACAACGCCGUGGCAAGGCUCUGGUGGUGGCAUGUCUAUCGAAGACAGCAUGAUUCUAUCCACCUUACUCGGACGCGCGAAAUCACCGGUUGAAGCCCUCACAGCCCUGAAGGUAUAUGACCAAGUUCGCCGCCCUCGCACACAACAGGUUGUCGAGUCGAGUCGGGUCACGGGUACUAUGUUGACAGGGGUCAAUGAGGAGACCGGGCUUGACAUCAAGAAAUUCAAAUCGUUUAUGUCUAGGUGGGACUUCAUUAUUGAUAUUGAUAUGGAGAAACACCGUGAUGAAGCCCUACAGAUGAUGGAAGCUGAGUUGAGGAAGAGUGUCGUGUAGUGGCAUUAUAGCCAUCCUCUGCUGCUUUUGUCGUAGAACUCACCCAUUAUAUACCUACUAGAUAUGGAGCUUAAGCUAUUUUGGGAAUUUUUAUAUAACAUGACAUAUAUAUAUUAGAAGUUUUGGUCCCUUUUCCCUA
Messenger RNA from Annulohypoxylon maeteangense, 1570 nucleotides. Its product is annotated as salicylate hydroxylase. Gene Ontology annotation, molecular function: FAD binding. The transcript is spliced from 2 exons. Gene Ontology annotation, biological process: secondary metabolite biosynthetic process. The record is from RefSeq and is a predicted model, not a curated record. Bases 160 to 1431 code for a protein of 423 amino acids. NCBI's taxonomy places the organism in Eukaryota, Fungi, Ascomycota, Sordariomycetes, Xylariales, Hypoxylaceae.